Messenger RNA from Maudiozyma barnettii, 387 nucleotides. It is a transcript of the gene QCR7, whose product is annotated as ubiquinol--cytochrome-c reductase subunit 7. The coding region runs from base 1 to 387 and encodes 128 amino acids. The transcript has a single exon. The record is from RefSeq and is a predicted model, not a curated record. Lineage: Eukaryota; Fungi; Ascomycota; Saccharomycetes; Saccharomycetales; Saccharomycetaceae. Gene Ontology annotation, biological process: mitochondrial electron transport, ubiquinol to cytochrome c.
AUGCCUCAAUCAUUUACAUCCAUUGCCAAAGUCGGAGAAUACAUUUUGAAGAGUCCGGCACUAGCCAAAAUCUGCGUUCCAGUGGCUAAACAAUACGUUAACCUAGCAGGUUAUAGAAAGCUAGGUCUUACAUACAACGAUUUGAUCGCUGAAGAGAACCCUAUUGUACAGACCGCUUUGUCCAGAUUACCUGAGGACGAAUCUUAUGCUAGAAACUAUAGAAUAAUUAGAGCUCAUCAAUCUGAAUUAACCCAUCAUUUGUUGCCAAAGAACGAAUGGGUUAAAGCUCAAGAUGAUGUUCCAUACUUGUUACCAUACAUCCUAGAGGCUGAAGCCGAAGCUUUAGAGAAGGUUGAAUUAGAUAACUUGGAAAUUAUCAAGAAAUAG